Molecule: messenger RNA, 1252 nt
Organism: Salvia miltiorrhiza (redroot sage)
Lineage: Eukaryota; Viridiplantae; Streptophyta; Magnoliopsida; Lamiales; Lamiaceae
Product: GDSL esterase/lipase At5g08460-like
Exons: 5
Coding region: 50-1039 (329 amino acids)
Molecular function (GO): hydrolase activity, acting on ester bonds
Source: RefSeq, a predicted model, not a curated record
GAAAGGUGAUGAAUAUCAUCAUCAUGUGUCAGUUGUGGUGUUGAUAUUGAUGAGAGGCUUAUUGGCAAAUGGUGGUGCUGCUAAAUAUACAGCAAUGUACGUAUUCGGAGAUUCACUAACAGACCCUGGAAACAACAAGUAUUUUGUGGACAGUACAGCAAAAGCCGACUACCUGCCUUAUGGUAUGGAUUUUAGUGAAGGGCCUACCGGCAGAUUCUGCAACGGCAAACUCAUCGUAGACUUCCUUGCCGAGAUGGUGGGGCUUCCUAUGCUUCCAUCGUAUGUAGAUGUUAUUGUGAAAGGCGCCAGCACUGCAGCAGGAGUCAACUAUGCUUCAGCCGGCGCAGGAAUUCUUGGCGACACAGGAUACCGCUUUGGGCGCGUAGUCCCUCUAAGCCAACAGAUCCGCAACUUGAAGAAAACGGUGGAUGAGCUCCGAAUGCAAGAGAAUGAAGUGAGCAAUUAUUUGGCAAGGGCGUUGGUGUUCCUGGAUAUUGGAGCUAAUGAUUACCUUAAUAACUACUUGCAACCCGACUACUACGCAAGCAGCCACAUCUACAAUAUCACAGAGUUUGUUGAUCUUCUUGUAAACCGCUACACAGACCAUAUAUUGGAAAUCCAUGGUAUGGGGCUGAGAAAGUUCAUGAUAGCAGAUGCUUCACCAAUAGGUUGCGGGCCUCUAAGAAUUCGGAAUAAAGUGUGCGACGACAGCUUGAACAAGAUGGUGGGAAUGUUGAAUAGGCGGCUCAAACCUCUGGUGCACCACCUCAACUCCAACUACCCCGGCUCUCAAUUCAUGUACGCCCCAUCAUUUCAAGUCUUCACGCAGUUGUUCCACAAUGCUGCGGCCUACGGGUUCAAGGUGAAGGACGAAGCUUGUUGUGGGGAGAAUGGUAAUGGGAAAGGAACGAAACCUCUGUGUUACAAAGAUACAGUGCCGUGUCCGAAUAGAGAUGAGUACCUCUUCUGGGAUGCUGCUCAUCCUUCUGAAGCCGCCAAUCGGAUUCUUGCUCACCUCAUUUACAACGCCACCUUAUAACUCACCUCUCGCACACACACACUUGAUUAUAUCAAAAUUAAUAAUCAACAAUUUGAGUGAUCCAUAUGCAUAUGAUAUAAGAAUAAAAUGUACUAGCUUAGGGGCCAAAUGAUCUUUUCGUAGCUAACUAUUACCAGGCUUUAUCAUUUCUUUUCAAUGUAAGUGGUUGUCGAUUAAAUUUUUACCUAAUCAUUAAGUAUUGCAUAAAGCUCA